AGGCGCAACGUAUGAAAAACUUGCUCAAAUACAAAAUUUUCAGUUCAACUGUGAACAAAAAUGAAAUUCUUGGACAUCGUAUUCCGUAUACUAAUUGUAACUUCACUGACACAAGGUUUGUACAGCUCAGAAGAAAAAAAUGAGUCUAGAAAUUCACCCCAUAAAUCUGAAAGCAGUGAAAGCUUCAAGCACCACAAACAGGACUCAGAUCGUUUGUUAUUCCAAGUUAACGCUCAACAUGGCUAUUACUUCCCUCGUCACAAAACGCAAGAAAAAGUAGCCCUUUUGGACUACCGCAACAACAUUAGCGUUUUCUACGAUGGUCUAACAGGAGAUGCUUUUGGUUUUUUCUAUGAAAGAGGACUUGGAAUUUACAUCCCAUCAGGAGUUACUGAUAAAACUUGGAACGUGAAGAGACAAAGUUACGAGGAAUAUUUCAAAGACCCAUUUCCUCCACAAGAGAUUCUUUCUAUUGGUGAAAGAAAAGGAAUCCAGUUUGAUCCACAGCUCAUUUCGGACGAUACAGCCGAGAAGUUAUCAGAGAUUUUGACACCCUUGAGUACAGACUAUUCUUCUGAGUGUGAAGCUUUUGCCACUGCUUUACACGUCUCUAAAAUAACGUCUGAUCGGCAUAAGACGUAUUUAGCGGAUUUUGAAGGUGUCAUGGGUAACGUUUUGACAGAAAUUCAAGGCGAUUUCAAGUGGUUGGUAGGAAUGCAUCAGGGGUUAGCCGAAUAUUUUACACCUUUUGGUGGUAUAGACGCUUUAAACAAAAAAAAGAUUCAUUUAGAUCUUGCUGUAAUUUUGAACAAAAAGGGUGGGAUUUACGUUCUGUGUUAUCUUCUAGAAAUACUGGCUCCGAAAUUUGACUUGAAGAAAGUGUCUGGGGAACAGAUGAAUGGUGAACCUCAGUUUUUUAUUCUUAUUAAUAAACUAGGGGGUGAAAUUGAUCAUGGUUAUGACGGACUUAUCUACAUUUUGACCGAAAUCACUCUGUACAAUUACGGCGAAAACUCCAAAGAAAAUUUACGUAUUCUUUUAGUAAGGUAUUGUACCAAUCCGAGAGGAAAUAGUGAUGGUUUAGAAGAGAAGUGGCUGUCUUCUAUUCAAUUUCUGCGGAAAACGAUUAAAGAGUUAAAACUUGAGGACCCUUUCAAUGAUUUAGUAAAGCGUCUUGACGAUAUAAUAGCCGGAAAGUGGUGUCAAAAAGGCGUUAACAUGUCUGCUGUUGUCAAAGAAAUUGUCCAGCUUCAACUUCCUGGAAAAGCAAAAUACGCAGACAAGAUUUUAGAUAAGAUAGAGGAUAAACAGUAGACUCAUUUUAAUUUUUUUGUUUGAGAAUUUGUUCUCCUAUAGCACUAAUUGUAACUUGUGAUGCACCACCGGGGAAACACAUAUUUUACUUUCUUCCAACACGUUCUAAUAAAGUUAUAUUCCAUCUAUUAAACUUGUUUCCUAAUUAUAUGUUAACAACAAGCUUCAUUACAUUGUUAUUGCUGUAAAAUAUACUAUUACUAGGAAAGUCAAAAAUAUGAAUAUGGUGUAAACCUAGAAUAGGUAAGGAAACCAAAACUGUAGAAUCUGUAGUUCAUAUUAAAAUAUAAAUCGAUCGCUAAAAACUUACUUACUUAGUUGAUUCAAAAUAAUUGUACCUCAAUUUUAGAUGAUUCGGGCCAUUGUUAACAUAGUCAACGUGUUGAUAAAAACAGACACAUAUUAUCAUGUUUUGUUUCAUCUACCUUCACAUAUCAGGAAUGAUUUCCACACGCCAGCAUGGGUUUGUAAAGGGGAGAUCUACCAUAACCAAUUUAGCCGUGAAAACUCAAUACUUAUGGGAUUAUUGUUAUGUUUUCGCUAUCUUAUUGU
Messenger RNA from Zophobas morio, 1866 nucleotides. RefSeq lists its product as uncharacterized. The record is from RefSeq and is a predicted model, not a curated record. The transcript has 2 exons. NCBI's taxonomy places the organism in Eukaryota, Metazoa, Arthropoda, Insecta, Coleoptera, Tenebrionidae. Bases 61 to 1314 code for a protein of 417 amino acids.